ACAUCUUCUCGUCAGCCCGUACUAACCACAGGUCCUCGACAGAAAUCUGCAAAAAUGGCCAUCAAGCACAACCAGCAGAUCCAGAAGAACCACUUCCACAAGGACUGGUAUGCGCCGCCCUGCACUCGCGCAAGCGCUCGCUGACUUUCCCAGGCAACGCUACGUCCGCGUGCACUUCGACCAGCCUGGCAAGAAGAAGUCCAGACGCAACGCCCGCGUUGCCAAGGCCGCGAAGGUUGCUCCUCGCCCCGUCGACCUCCUCCGCCCCGUUGUGCGAUGCCCUACCGUCAAGUACAACCGCCGCGUCAGGCCCGGCCGUGGUUUCUCGCUCGUUGAGCUGAAGGCUGCCGGCAUUCCCCGCAAGUUCGCCCGCACCAUCGGUAUCUCCGUCGACCCUCGCCGCCAGAACCUGUCCGAGGAGUCCCUCAAGGCCAACGUCGAGCGCCUCCAGGAGUACCGCCAGCGCCUGAUCCUGUUCCCCCGCCGCAACGGCAAGACCAAGCAGGGCGACGCAUCCGCCGAGGACAUCAAGGCCGCCAAGGCCGGCGAGAACCUCGUCCGCAGCACCAUCCUGCCCAUCAAGAACACCGUUUCCUUCGAGGAGGGCAAGGUCGCCGACUUCAAGGGCGAGGAGAACGCCUACCGCAAGCUGCGCGACGCCCGCUCCGAGGCCCGCUACCAGGGCAAGCGCGCUGCCCGCGCCGCCGCCAAGGCCGAGGAGGAGGAGAACAAGAAGAAAUAGACUGCGACUCCCCGCUGAGGUUGUCGUGUGGGUCGGUUGUGUACGCCUUACGAUGGUUUAAAAGUUGGGCUGGUGAGGCA
Messenger RNA from Boeremia exigua, 822 nucleotides. RefSeq names its product ribosomal protein L13e-domain-containing protein. Bases 110 to 742 code for a protein of 210 amino acids. The record is from RefSeq and is a predicted model, not a curated record. Gene Ontology annotation, molecular function: RNA binding; structural constituent of ribosome. Gene Ontology annotation, cellular component: ribosome; cytosolic large ribosomal subunit. Lineage: Eukaryota; Fungi; Ascomycota; Dothideomycetes; Pleosporales; Didymellaceae. The transcript is spliced from 5 exons. Gene Ontology annotation, biological process: translation.